AUGAAUAAAACACUUCGCUCUCUUAUUUUAAUAAUUUUUCUUGUCUCUAUUUUAGACUAUCCAUUACGUUCUCCAUCCAGCACCAACAUUCAUCCGAAUGCUCGAUGGCAACAAAAUGGUAUCACUGUAGCUGGAGGAAAUCGACAAGGCAAUGGAAUCAAUCAACUCUCAUACCCAUAUGGUUUGUGUGUUGCUGAUGAUCAAACAAUCUAUGUUGCUGAUGAAUCAAAUCAUCGUAUUGUGGAAUGGAAACGAGGUGCAACGAGUGGCCAAGUGGUUGCCGGUGGAAAUGGACAAGGAAGUGGAGAUCAUCAAUUGAAUAACCCAUAUGAUGUGAUUAUCGACAAAGAGAGAGAUAGUCUCAUCAUAUGCGAUUAUUGGAAUGGAAGAGUGGUUCGAUGGCCUCGUCGAAAUGGGACAAGUGGAGAAACAAUCAUCUCCAACAUCUAUUGUAGGGGUUUGACAAUGGACGAGAAUGGAUCUCUCUAUGUCACUGAUGUUGGAAAACAUGAAGUGAGACGAUAUCGAAGAGGAGAAUCUCAAGGAACAGUGGUUGCAGGUGGCAAUGGAAGUGGAAAUCGUCUCGAUCAACUCUAUUACCCACAAUACGUAUUCGUCGAUCGAGAUCAUUCAGUGUACAUAUCUGAUUGGGACAAUCAUCGUGUGAUGAAAUGGAUGGAAGGUGCAAAACAAGGCAUUGUCGUGGCUGGUGGUCAAGGAAAAGGAAAUGCUCUUACACAAUUGUCAUCUCCUCGAGGAGUCGUUGUCGAUCAAUUGGGCACUGUCUAUGUGGCUGAUUUUGGGAAUGAUCGAAUCAUGCGUUGGCCUAAAGGAGCCACACAAGGAAGUGUCAUUGUUGGUGGAAACGGUAGUGGAGAACAAUCGAACCAACUCAAUGCACCCAUCGGUUUGUCAUUCGAUCGACACGGGAAUAUCUAUGUCGUCGAUUGGGGAAAUCAUCGAGUACAAAAAUUCAAUAUCGAUCCAAAUAAGUAA
Molecule: messenger RNA, 996 nt
Organism: Rotaria sp. Silwood1
Lineage: Eukaryota; Metazoa; Rotifera; Eurotatoria; Philodinida; Philodinidae
Source: the annotation of a GenBank genome assembly